Messenger RNA from Motacilla alba alba, 3018 nucleotides. RefSeq names its product TIR domain containing adaptor protein (gene TIRAP). The record is from RefSeq and is a predicted model, not a curated record. The transcript is spliced from 6 exons. Lineage: Eukaryota; Metazoa; Chordata; Aves; Passeriformes; Motacillidae. Gene Ontology annotation, biological process: signal transduction. Bases 1946 to 2596 code for a protein of 216 amino acids.
GGAAGCCACAGCCAGCUGGUGGCAUGGAGGGAAGGUUCAGUGUCCAACAGGAGCUCUUCAAAGACCUGUGGGACACAGUGGUGCUGUGGGCAUGGGGUCCCCAAAAGCCUGACAGGUGCUGGUGAGUGUGGAGGGAUCUCCUGACCUUCGGCCGUCAUUCCCAGGAGACUUGAAGGUCCCUAGGGGUGAGGAAGCAAACAGCAGUGUGCCAGGCAAGGAGGUGGAUUCACCUGGGUCACGGGGGCAUUGAUGAGGGGAGUCUUGACUAGCCCUGGCAUGGGGUGUUGAAGUUAAAUGAGGUGGGGGGAUAUUUUUGGGGGUCAGAGGACAUGGGACUUUUCCCUAAGGGAAAUACUUCCCUCCAGGCAUGGAGGUGUGGGGUUGUUGUCCCAGUCAGCUUGCAAGUAGAUGGGGGACACUGGGGUGUGUUUUGGGGGCAGGUGCAGCAGCGCUGAAACUGGGGUGAUGGGCACUGGGCAUGGACUGCCCUCUCCAGGAACACAUUGAGUUAAGUGAGCAUGGCCAUCUGCCAAGGCCAGGCCUUCAAAGGCCAGUGCUUGGAGCAACCUGAACUAGUGGAAGGGGUCCCUGCCCAUGGCAGGGAUUUGGAACAAGAUGAUCUUUAAGGUCCCUUCCAACCCAAACUACUCUGGGGUUCUGCAAUUCUCCCUGCUGGGGCAGAGGUGAGGACCCACCUGGGUCAACUCCUGCAGGUUGGGUACCCACAGUUGGAGCGUGGUACUGUGUACAGUGGGGGUGUCAUGGCCACCACUCCACUUCAGGGUCAACAGUGAGGGAGAUGCUGACCCAGCUUCGUGCUCUGGUCCACCCUGGGCUCACCCUGGAUAUGCUCCCGUGUGAGUGCCAGGGCCAGCUGCUCUGGAGAUCUGAGGUCAGGGGGGCUUUGCUGUUUUCCAGGGUGAGGACUCAGAUGGGAGAGGGGGGGACACGUUCAGUACUGGGGCUGGACCCCCUGGGUCCCACCUCCUGGUGUCCCACGGGGUGUGGGACACCUCCUGGAUCAUCUCCACACUGUGCGGGGACACCAGCUUAGCCACAGUGACACUGCAGCAACAGGUGGAGGGUUCACUGUCCACAUCAGAGGCCCAGGCAUUGUCCCCUAGGCAGGGAAGAGAUGGGGAAAUCUCCAGUCCAGGAAUAGCCUUUCAGGGAGCUGGAUGGGCAUGAGGGUCCUGGAGACUCCCCACAUUCCUGGGGGAUGGAACCAGGGCUCACCUGGAGCUCAUUUCUUACAGGGCAUUGAGGAGGAACCACCAGGCAUUGGAAGGGUUGAGGGUGAUGGGGAGAUGAAGGCAGUGUCAGUUGUUGGCCACCACCACCCACACCAGGGGAACGAGACCUGGGGAAGGAGAGAUACAGGGGGGAUUCUGGGGUGGAAAAAUGACUUGUUAGGUAAAUUUAACUCAUAAGUGUGGGUGGCAAACAUGAACCUGUCUGUAUUUAGUCAGGAAACCAGAGAGGAAAACAGAUCUGGGUGCUGGUGAGGGCUGGGCUCUCUGACACCCAGGCAGUGACGGCGUGGGGCGGAUGUGGGAGGGAGGCCCUUUGCAGGGAGGGGAAGCCAAGCCCUGCUGUCCCGGCCCAUUUACCCUGCCUGUGCUUUCACAUUCCCCAGCAGAGGCUGGAGCUGCUGGCAGCUGGGGGCACCUGGGUGUUUGGGGAGCUCCUCCACUCUGACCCUGGGGAGGAAGGUAAUCGCAGAAGAUUUUUCUUUGCCAAACCCCGGGGCUGAUGCAUCCCCUUCCCUGCUCCGGUGCCAGACUCCUGCCUUCCAGGAUCCUUUUCCCACUGAUGGGAAUGAGGGUUUCUCCUCCCCAUUCUCUCCUGGCCUCGCUUGCUGCAGGUGUGUAUCUCCAGUGGAGAGAGCCAGUAACAGGAGGGGUGUCCUGCUGGCAGUCAGUGGCUGAGCAGUGUGCUGCCCGCUAUGGCUGGUUGGUUUAGGCGGCUCCUGCACAAACCCAAGCCCAGCUCAGUGGAAAGCCUCAAGUCCAGCCACUCUGCUUCAUCCUCGCCUUCCUCUUCCUCUUCAUCCUCUGUCAAGAGCUCCAGCUCUUCGGGCACGAGCCUGGCCACCAGCUCCAUGUCGCCUGUGUCAGCAGUGGACAUCAGCGCCUCGGACAGUCCCCGGUGGGACAAGAGCUACGACGUCUGCAUCUGCCACAGCGAGGGGGACGUGGAGCUGGUGUCGGAGCUGGUGUCCUACCUGGAGGGCCAACCCGAGAGCUUCCGCUGCUUCCUCCAGCUGCGCGAUGCGGUGGCGGGGAGCGCCAUGGUGACAGAGCUGUGUGACGCCGUGCAGAACAGCCACUGCUGGGUCAUGCUCAUAACCCCCGGCUUCCUGCAGGACCCCUGGUGCAGGUACCAGAUGCACCAGGCCUUGGCCGAGGCUCCCAUGGCCAACGGACGCACCAUCCCAGUGCUGAAGGACGUGGAUCGCAAGGACUAUCCCAGGGAGCUGCGCAACAUCUACUACAUCUACAUGACACUGAAGGAGAAGAGCUUCACGCAGAUCAGAGACACUGUCAUGUGCUACCUCCAGGAACUGUGCCGGAGCUCCACAAAAAGCAUGGAGUAGUGCUGGAAGCAAGCAGAUGCAUGCCCAUGGGCACAUGGAGCUGUCGCCGUUGGAUCUGGGUGUUGGCGUGUCCCAUUGGACGUCUAGGUCCAACCUGAGCUGCUCAGACCAGACCUGGGACCAAAGAUAGGGGGUUCUCCACAUCCAUGAGGGACAGCAGACCAGAGCCCACCACGUCCCGGUGGCCAAAAUCUCCUCAGCGUGGACAGAGACAUCCAUCACACAAACACUAAGCUCUGGUACCGGGUGGUUCUCGGGGUCACGGGAGCUCUGUACUGCACUGGCAUUCUCUGUCCUGAGGGCUCCGGGACCCCCACUAAGCUGACAAGGCGCCUGCUGGGCGCCUGUGGGCAGGACAAGAUGAGGCAGAGAGUGACGUUGCACGGAAUCGAUGCAACUACGAAAAUGAAGAAGUCUUUUAA